Acanthopagrus latus (yellowfin seabream) is the source of this 1784-nucleotide messenger RNA. It is a transcript of the gene tmem221, whose product is annotated as transmembrane protein 221. The record is from RefSeq and is a predicted model, not a curated record. The transcript has 3 exons. Bases 314 to 1246 code for a protein of 310 amino acids. NCBI's taxonomy places the organism in Eukaryota, Metazoa, Chordata, Actinopteri, Spariformes, Sparidae.
AAGUCCAUUGUUGUUGCGAAGUUUUUAAUCUGGGGAUUUAAAGCACAUCACAUGCUCAGACGGGGCAGCGGGGCGCUACACCACAACAGCCAACACUCCUGCAAGAAAAAAAAAAUCCAUGCUGGGGAAAAGGAAACCAUUCAUCCAGAGAGGACAGAGGGAAAACAUUUCUUACACACUGCGAUGCCUGCGCACUUCAUGGGAGUUUAGGAUCGUCGGAGAAACACGUUGAAGAAGAAAAAGAAGAAGAAGACGAAGUCCGACCCGAGGAGGCUGUUUGUUUUAUUCUCUGGAGAAACCUGCCCGCAUCAGCAUGUCGCUCAAAUACAGCCAGCGGUCGUUAAUAGUUCUGUCGUUACUGGGGAUUUUAUCGGCCAUCAUGUCUGUGCUAUCGGUCAUCCUGAUCUUCCAGCUCCAGUCCCAACAGGCGGCCGUGAAGGAGUCUCCCCCUCCGUCCACCUCCGCGCUCAUACCCGCUCCCGUGUGGGCCGUCCUGCUGCCCGUGUCCACGGUGCUCUCCGCGCUGUCCCUCACCCUGCACCUGAGCUCCGUGGUGGUGUGUCUCCUCCACAGCUACUUCUCCACAGAGGUCUGCCGAGGAGAGCAGGACACUGACAGAGCAGACUGGUUUCUUUUGGACAGCAGAGCUGUGCGACAUGUGGCUAUUGGAUUGUUCUGCCUAGGGGUUUCUGUUUAUCUGUCAGCUAUGUCCAUCUUUAUGCUCCUGAUAUUUGAGGUGGAGACGGGCAUUGCAACCGCUUGCAUACUCUCCUCAGGGAUCUUAAUCCUACUGGUCAUUGUGAUCCACUCUCUGGUCAAAGCCUCUCGCACCGCCAAGCACUAUCACCCGGACCACAUUGACACCCUCUUCCAAAACGACCAUAGGAGCAGCAGCACACCUGUCUCCCGACCCUGUGAGCUCAAAAUAGGCAUCGACAAACCGCGGAUGCACCGCAGCCACUCUCAUCUGCAGCAUCCGAUCUCCCAACCUCACUGUGGCACCCCAAGACAGCGAGAACCAUACCAGCAACAGCAGUACUCUCCUGUUGGAGGCUCCCAGGGCCACGUGAGCGAUAAAGACGGCUACAGCAGUGGCGGAAGUUGUCCCCGAAUGCACCGGACCUUGUCUACUGAAUCUGGUUUACUGCAGGCCCAGGCUAAACCCUGGAAUGGGGUCAACAAUGAGAUGAGGAGUGUCCUAGCUCGCAAGUCAGGGAUUACUGCAAAAGACUCAACUCUUGUGUGACAUGAAGGAAGCUGAGUUUGUGGUUAAAGACAUUGGUUGAUUUCUAAGUGUCAUCUCAAGCAGAUAUAGAACUGACAAUUUUGACCUUUAUAUAUGCGACAUGUUUAUCCUGACUGAUUGCAGAGAACAUGGGAAAGAGAAUAAAAAAAAUGUAUACCGACAUUUUCACCUUAGCUGAUUUGCCCUAUUCAGAUUAUACAGCAUUUUCAAUUUAAUCUGAACAAACUUGGCACAACUUUUAUUUUUGUAGUGUUUUUUAUGAAUGAACUUGAUUUGAUUCUCAUUAUACACACCAGUGUUGCCCAAGUAUCAAUCUGGCAAAUUUAUAGCUUUCAUUGUGAUAAUGUAAAUACUUUAUUCUGCUGUUUAUGGAGGCUUUUUUGCCAAAUAUUUGUGCACAAUGUGCAGAUGUGUUUUGUUAUACAUUGCUCAAAAUUAUUUCAUAUCAAAUUUAAACUAAUUAAGUUGAGAGAACAUAAUUCACUUUUAAGGUUGGAUGUUUUUCCGAUGCCUAUGACAUUAAAAUGUUCGAAACAUC